Messenger RNA from Drosophila sechellia, 1258 nucleotides. Its product is annotated as protein THEM6. The transcript is spliced from 4 exons. NCBI's taxonomy places the organism in Eukaryota, Metazoa, Arthropoda, Insecta, Diptera, Drosophilidae. The record is from RefSeq and is a predicted model, not a curated record. Bases 108 to 893 code for a protein of 261 amino acids.
CGCUGUUGUCGCUGCGUGCCCCCAGCCCCACGGACCACGCCCCCCAGCCUGUCCGCCCACCAAUCUGUCAGCCUGCUAAUCUGCCAGUCCGCCGACCCGCCAGCGGAAUGGAGCCGCUGUGCUACCUGGCGCUGAGCGUCCUGCUGGCCAUCAUCGUGGUCUACGGACUCCUGGAGCUCCACUACUUCCUGCGCAUGUGCCUCUGUGUUGUGCUCGCCCGGUUUGUGAAGAGGCGCUGCCACAUCCUGGAUACCACCACGGUUAACGGUCUCUGCCUCACCAACGAUGUGGACACAUUGUUGUACCAUAUGAACAACGCUCGCUAUUUCCGCGAGCUGGACUUCGCCCGCGUAGACUUUUACGAGCGGACCAACCUGUACCGCACCAUCACGGGAAUGGGCGGUUCCGUUUUCCAGGGGGCGGCCACCAUACGCUACCGCCGCUUCAUUCGCCCCUUUCACCGUUUCAACAUUAUUUCGCGGAUUAUUUACUGGGACGAGCAGUCCCUAUUCAUGGAGCACCGCUUUGUGCGUCCGUCGGACAAGUUCGUGCACUGCAUCGCCAUCUGCCGGCAGCGGGUGAUCGACGUGUCCAUGGAGGCGGUGAUGUCGGAGCUGCUGCCCAGGACCUCCUCCAACGGAUUCCGGGCGACGGUGCUGACCUCGCUGGCUGCUCCGUCGCCGUCGGCUGGUGGCAUAAGCAAUCCCGCGAUGGACACGUCGCUGGCGGAGAACGGACAUGGGACGACGAGCGGUGGAGCGACGGGCACGGGUGCCACGGCCAGCGCGACCACGGCGCACUGCCUCAAGCUGAAGCCCUCGCUGCCGCCGGAGUUGGCCAAGUGGAUCGAGUACAACGAUAUGUCGAGCAAGAAUCUACGCAGCGACUGCUGACUGGAAUCGUUGGAGUCGCCACAAGCGGAUGCGCAACCGGAAACGGAAACGCCCAUUAAUACAUGUUUUUUUUUUUGUCUCGCGUGCUUGUGUGUGUGAGUGUGCGUGCUAAAGUGUGCUAAUGUUUAAUGUCUAAGUGUGAACGUGGAUUGUUUGUAUUGUAAGCUAUGUAAGGGUCUGUAAAACAAAUAAGAAAAACCCGCCCUCUUAUGGCCUUAACUAAUGUAUUGUAUAAUUACCCAGAGAUCAGCCACGCCCCCCGAACAAUGAACAAAAUACAAAUAAAACUCCUUGGUAGUCCACAGUGUGUAAGCUAUGAUGUACAAUGAUUGUUUAGUAAAUGAACAAACUAAUGUGAAAAAAGA